Trichogramma pretiosum is the source of this 5193-nucleotide messenger RNA. RefSeq names its product E3 ubiquitin-protein ligase HECW2 (gene Hecw). The record is from RefSeq and is a predicted model, not a curated record. Lineage: Eukaryota; Metazoa; Arthropoda; Insecta; Hymenoptera; Trichogrammatidae. Gene Ontology annotation, molecular function: protein binding; ubiquitin-protein transferase activity. The transcript is spliced from 10 exons. The coding region runs from base 1114 to 4761 and encodes 1215 amino acids. Gene Ontology annotation, biological process: regulation of dendrite morphogenesis.
UUCUGCAACUGCGCCCGUACUAACUUAUACUAGCGCGAUCGUGUGAGUUUGUGUGCAGUGCAGUCAGCAGCGGGUGUGUUGUGUACUCGCUCGGUCGACGUGCCUCGUCGUACGCUCUGCCACAGCAGUCACGUUCGCGAUUCGCAGCAGUUCGUCUGCACGCGAAAUAUUCCAUUGGCGCCGAGGCUGCUGCGCUGCAAAAGUCACAACACGCAUAGGCAGUGAUAUCGGGGGCUGUGAUCCGCACGCCUUUAUCCCCGGCUCCCUCCCGCACCCUUCUCUGCCUCGUCCGUCGCGCACCUACCUACCUACCCGUAAACCGACGACGUCCCGACCAAGCGGCGCGCAUCCGCUUCUCCAAUCGUGCAACUUUGCUCUUUUUUCCAGCCCGAUGCAGAAGUAGUAUAGCGCGUGUCCUUCGCGACAUCGUAUAUGUAUACACGAUCUACGUGACGUCGUCAGUUCGACUACACACAGUUCCUUGUUCGUGGUCGCGAUUGUCGCGCAGAAUUUUUGGAUGUGUCGAUACUUGGACUGCGGCAGCGGGCGGCCAAUAACACCAUCGCAUCUGCCAGACAUGGACCUCGCGCACAGCUCGCCCGCGCGACCAAGUGCAGCAAUAUGAUAAGCGCAGCGCGCGACGUCGCCCGAGACAACGAGCAGCAUGUGCUACGACUACCACCGCGAGCAGCGACCAGUCAAAAAUGCAAGUUCGAGGCCGUGACGGAUCAUCGGAAAGGCGAGAUACAAUCGCGCUUGCGAUUAUAGCCUCGGCUCCAGCAAGGACGUGCCACUUGCGAAUAAUCUAAUAAUUUACAGCGGACCACGCAUCUCGCCCCAAAAAACUCUCCUUCUUCCUAUCACCUAUCGCUCUGUUACGUUCACGGAUUUUGAAAUACUUCGCAGACUCCGAGUGAUACGUAAUGCAGAUAUGCGGAAAAAUUUGACUUGCUAAAACACGCAGUCGUCCGUCCGCACUUCGACAGAUCGGCGACCUACUGUGCAGAUAAUUCAGUCACCUUUGCCGCAUCGCUCAAUAAGUUUAUUUACUUUUAUAGGUGAAAAAAUUUCAGUGUGAAAGAAUUAUAUUGAUGUAAUGUAUAAUAAAAAGAUAUGCCAUCAGAAGUAGAUACCAAAGAUAUGGUGUCUAAGCAGGGUGAGGAUUCUGCUGAAGAGCCACAAGCAGAAACUGGAUUCACAACAUUGGAAAACAGUAUUCAAGGUGUAAACAGUGACUGUUCGCAAGACACAGAAAAUGAAAAUUCAACAAAUACUACCUCAAAUGUCAAUGGCUCUUACAGCAGCACAGGAGAGGCCAGAAAUUUGGAAAAUUCUAUACUGUCGUUGAGUCAAGAGACUGUCAUCAUGGAAAACGGAUCAAAUAUAAGGGAAGAUACAACUUCAAGAGUUGAAGAUGAAGGAAAUGAUCUGGAAAAUAAUUCCAUAUGUGAAAAUGAAUCACAGAAUAGCAGUGGUGCCCACGCUUCUGCUAAUGAUUUAGAUACAUCAGGUGCUGCGGCUCUUAAUUCCAGCAGAGAUAACACUACUCAAACUUCUAGCAGAAAAAGUGAAACAACAAAGAAGAAUUUUAAUAGAAGUCUUGAUAAUAGUUUUAACAACUCUAUUAGUUCUCAAUCUUCUGCUGCAAAACAAAGUGUUGGCUCUUUUAAUGACAGUAAUAAUUCUAGCAUGAGAAGCAAUGAUUCAAUUAAUAAUUCAGCAAAUCUUUCAUUGCCAAAUUAUGCGUCUGACAUGAGUACUUCAUCCGAGGCCUCCUCUGUUUAUGAGAAUGAUGUUGUCAUGAUCAAUCAAAAUCAAUCGGUGAAAUUGCCAAGUUUAUCUAAUCUUUAUCUCGCUGUUGCUGAAAGAAGUGAAACCAUAAAUCGUGAAAACGCCGAAGAAUCGGGGUCAUCGGAGGCGACAGAUCAAACCGCAGCCGCUAAUAAUGAUGUUAAAAAUUCUGUACCCAAAGCUCAACCGAGCUCGCAACCGCGAGAGGGAGAUCAAGCUUUUCGUCAGGGAGAAUAUUAUCAUUUAUGGCGGAGUACGGGAGGUGAAAUCGAAGAUCCGCCGAGCGAUUCGCGUUAUCCACGACCGCCACCAUUACCUCCGAGAUAUUUACACAAACCUAUACACAGGACUAAUGUGCCAACGCAAUCACCCACAGCUCGGAGACAAUCACCAAGAUUACCGGUGCCAGCGCGUCCCGAAGACUGCUUCGGUUUUGAAAUCGUCGAUGUCGAUGAACCAUCCAAUGUGAAGUGCUUUUGUCACUUCCAGAGUUCGGCGACUCAGCCGCGUAAAGCCGUGACGAAAAGUAUCGCGUUGCUGAGUACACCGCGACGUCAGCGCACUGGACAAGCUGCAUCGUCGGAGGAGGCGACAGCAGGGGCUUCGUCGGUCACCCCGAGCACCAGUGGAAUCAGCUCUAGCAGCGGUCAAGCCGCGGCCGCUUCGGCGUCUUCGGCAGCGGCGACCGGUGAGUGCCCGCCUACACCGACGCACAAACCGAGGAGACCCAUCCCGACGAGUUCGAGUUCGAGCAGUGGCAGUAGCAGCAAUACAGACGGUGCUUCGGCCGUUGCUCCUACCAUGCAGCAUCCCAAACCUUGGGAGGCAAGAGUCGACAAUCAUGGACGUAUAUUUUACAUCGAUCACAUUAAUCGCACAACCGCAUGGGAAUGUCCAGAUGCGCAAGUCCGAACAUCUAUCGGUUGCGAUUAUCGGCGCCAACAACUCGACCGACGAUACCAGAGCGUACAUCGAACCAUCUCGCGCCCAGACAACAUCGACCGAGACUCCGAGCAGGAAUCGUACACGUCGUCUAUGCAGCAGCAACAAACCUUACCCCAUCCAGGACGGGAUUCGCAGCAUCAUCCGUCGCACGAUCCACACAGUAUAACUUCAAAUCCAGCUGUGCGUUUUUUGAUGCGGCCAGAUCUCUUUUCUGUACUACACACUAAUCCAGAAGCCCUUGAGCUCUAUAAUCGGACUACUAGCAUAAAGUAUAUGAUAAGUAAAGUUAGAAGAGAGCCAAGGAUUUUUCCUAGAUAUGAGCACAAUCGUGAUUUGGUCGCUUUCCUCAAUUUGUUCGCGGAUACAUCGAAAGACUUGCCGACGGGUUACGAAACCAAGCUCGACUCCAGUGGAAAGUCCUUCUUCAUAAGUCAUGCCCGUAAAGCAACGUCAUUUAUAGAUCCUCGAUUACCAACCGAGGCGGCGUAUCCCAGAAAUUUGGCGGACGAUGCUCCGAUUCCUCCUCCUAGGCCGCAAACAUCGUCAAUUGUGCCGGCUCCCGACAUUCCAGUUGCCUAUAACGACAAAGUCGUUGCUUUCCUGCGUCAGCCAAAUAUCAUGGAUAUAUUAAAGGAGAGACAUCCUCCUCUCGGGCAAAAUGUGGCGUUGAGGGAAAAGGUUAAUUCAAUACGGAGCGAGGGUGGGGCUGCUCUACAGAGAUUAGGACAUGACGUCCCGCUCGCUUUACUACUGAGUUUAUUCGAGCAAGAAAUAAUGUCGUACAUACCUGGGAGCAUUUCUCGAUCUCCAAUAAAUAGUCCUCAUGCAUCGCCUUUGUCUAGAGCUUCUGGGAGAGCUCCUGCUCCGUACAGACGAGAUUUCGAAGCCAAGCUGCGAACGUUCUACCGCAAACUCGAAAGCAAGGGCUACGGUCAAGGCCCUGGAAAAUUGAAAUUGCACAUCCGUCGUGAACACUUACUCGAAGAUGCCUUCACUCACAUAAUGGCUGUUUCUAAGAAAGAUUUGCAGAAAGGCAAACUAGUCGUCAUAUUCGACCGGGAAGAAGGACUCGAUUACGGUGGUCCAUCGCGCGAGUUCUUCUUCCACCUUUCCCGCGAACUUUUUAAUCCUUACUAUGGUCUGUUCGAAUAUUCAGCCAACGAUACCUACACCGUCCAGAUUUCGCCCAUGUCCACGUAUGUGGACAACUUCCAGGACUGGUUCAAAUUUGCUGGGCGGGUGCUUGGUUUAGCUCUUGUUCACCAAUAUUUACUCGAUGUAUUUUUCACGCGCCCAUUUUAUAAAGCUUUACUCAGAAUUCCCGCAAGCUUAAGUGAUUUGGAGAGCCUGGACCAAGAGUUUCAUCAAAGUCUGGUGUGGAUCAAAGAAAGGGAUAUUAGUGCAGAACCAUUGGAACUGACAUUUUCAGUGACUGAAGAAUUAACAGGCAAUAAAUCAGAACGUGAGCUCAAGCCUGGUGGUCGCAACGUCGCUGUUACGGAAAAAAACAAAAAGGAGUAUCUUGAUCGCAUACUGCGAUGGCGCUUGGAACGAGGUGUUGCCGAGCAAACUGAAUCACUCAUUAGAGGUUUUUAUGAAGUGGUCGAUUCGCGAUUAGUGUCAGUGUUCGAUGGGCGUGAACUGGAGCUUGUUAUUGCUGGCGCUGCAGAAAUCGAUCUCAACGAUUGGCGAGCUCAUACAGAAUAUCGCAGUGGUUACCACGAUGCACAUCCUGUUAUCGAAUGGUUUUGGUCAAGCAUAACGAAAUUUACUAACGAGCAGCGGUUGAGGCUUUUACAGUUUGUCACAGGAACUUCAAGCGUACCUUACGAAGGUUUUGCCGCAUUGAGAGGUUCUACGGGUCCCAGAAAGUUUUGCAUUGAAAAAUGGGGCCGACCAAAUAGUUUGCCGAGAGCCCAUACAUGUUUCAAUCGGUUGGAUUUGCCGCCGUACCAAACGCCAGAAAUCCUUUUUGAAAAAUUACUUUUGGCCGUCGAGGAAACAAAUACCUUUGGUAUAGAAUAAGUUGCUAUCGAUUUACAGAUUAGAAUAAUUUAAAAAUCGAGUUUAAAAAAUUCCUAGAUAGGCAAAAAUGAAAUUUUUCGAGUUGACUGGGUAAAAUUAUGUAACAUUGACAUUUACAUAAUUUUUCCCUCAAUUUUUAACAAACUCGAGUAAUUUUUAUUAAAUCAUGAAAACUGAUAGUUGUGAGAUACAUUAAACGAUCAAAUAAGUAUCAGUUGUUGCAAUUUUGUAAAAAAAAAAACUUUUUGAAUAGUUAUGAAUUCUGACUUGCCUUGUUAAUGUUGUAAAAAUUUUGACACUGCCUUUAUUUGCUUGAAGUUACCUACUUGCUUACAUUAGCGAGAAGUUAAACUUGUUGUAAAAAUGUAAUAAUCCAUGGCAAUGGUUUUAAUUGAUUUUCAUUGAAUUAAUGAUAAUUAAAUUUCAUAUGAA